CACCAACCAACAUCUUGCUACAUAGUAGAAGGGCAAGAAAUUGAGUUAAAUCCUCAUUUUAAAGAUGUCAAACAUGAAAUUGAAUUAGGAGUCAUUAUUGGAAAAAGAUGCAAUGUUAGCGAAAAAGAAGCAAUGGAUUAUGUGGGAGGAUACUGUCUUGGCUUAGACAUGACUGCUGCUUGUUAUCUGUCAGAAUCAAUGAAACAUGGGUUGCCUUGGGCCUUAAGUAAAAGUUUUGAUACUUCCAAUCCUGUGAGUCGAUUUGUAUCAACACAAGAAUUGCCAAAUCCUCAUGAUGUGCGACUUUGGUGUAAAGUCAAUGGUUUGACCAGACAGGAUUCGACUACUGCUGAUUUAAUAUUUACAAUCCCCGAAUUGAUAAGUUAUUGCUCCCAAUUCAUGACAUUGGAACCAUGCGACCUCAUAAUGACCGGAACCCCGCAAGGUGUUGGUUCCGUAAACAAAGGAGAUAUUAUCGAAGGCGGCCUAGGAGAUUUCCUCACGAUGACAUUUUACGUUAAAAAAUAAUUUGAAUUUAAAAAUUAUAGCUCUUUAUUCAUAGAAAUAUAUAAUAAGGUCGCUUGUGAUAAGUAACCUUGGGUGAACCGCAC
This is a messenger RNA of Ctenocephalides felis (cat flea), 611 nucleotides long. Its product is annotated as acylpyruvase FAHD1, mitochondrial-like. Gene Ontology annotation, cellular component: mitochondrion. Gene Ontology annotation, molecular function: acetylpyruvate hydrolase activity. Lineage: Eukaryota; Metazoa; Arthropoda; Insecta; Siphonaptera; Pulicidae. The record is from RefSeq and is a predicted model, not a curated record.